CGCAGUAACCACGAUGCCAAGCAAUCCGGCUUCGAUGCCCAACGAGGUCCAACCAGAGCCCGUCGUCCAAGACCAGGUUCAACCAGAGCGGGAAGCGGAAAAUUAUUUCCCCAGUCCUGGAUCAGAUCCAUCGGACUCAGAACCCGAUUCUGAUGAUGAAGGUGCUGAGAGCAAUGACGACCGUUCGAUCAUCUUUCCUCCGUCAAUGAUCGAAGUCAUGUGGUCGAUGAUUGAAGUAUUGUUCGUAGCAUUCGCCUUGCCCUUCUGGCUCGAACCUUUCCUUGAUUACGUGCUCGUCCCGCUAUUUGAGCACGUUCUCAUCCCCUUGGUCAAACAAGCCCUCAUCGCCUUAACUAAAUACGCAGUGCAACCAGCGCUCGAGUACGUGCUGAACUUGGUGGCCUAUUUUGCUGUCGAAUGUCGAUAUUUUGCCGCCGAUUGUCGAUACUUUACCCUUGACGUCAUUGAGUUCUCUUCGGAGUUUAUUUCAUGGUUUCUGGAUAUUGUUCUGUGGAAUCCCAUGUCGGCUACAUGGCAGUUCUGGACUGUCCAGGGCAAUUAUGGGUGGAAUGUAUGCUUUUUUAUCACCUUGGUGUGGUUAUCGUGGAGGCAACAGGAGUGGUCUAGGCAUCGGAGGGGCUAUGUGUCCCGAAUUGAUGGGCCAUCUGCCUUUGGAAUUGGGAUUGAUUGGUACGGCGGGGUUGCUGGUUUCAUCAGCUUGAUGUGUAUUCCGAGAAUUCUGGUGGAGCUGUGAUGAGGUUCCCGAGCCCAUUUGGCUAGAACGUGUUCGUGUUUGGUGUUGGUUGUGCACCCAAAGUUAUCAUCGGAGCGUCCUUUCUCAUGAAUAUAUUCACAGAAACGACAGUGCUGCAAAAAACAGAACAGGCAUGACGGGACACUUAUACAGGGGACAUUGUUAUGGAUGGUUUGGUUAUAGGAGACCGGCGUUUUGUUUUAUGGGUUUAUAUGUUAUUGGGAUGGUGCGGGUUGUUGGGAGGGUCGGGUGGUCGGGUGGUCGGGUGGUUGGGAGGAGGGAGGAGGGAGGGCCUUUUUUUUCCUUUUUUCUUUUCUUUUUUUCAGGGAAACAAGACGCGGGGGUCGUGCAUGCUGUGAGUGACGAGAGAGGAAGGACGUGCCCGGAGGUGCGCUGCAUCGGCAG
Saitoella complicata NRRL Y-17804 is the source of this 1159-nucleotide messenger RNA. RefSeq lists its product as uncharacterized. Lineage: Eukaryota; Fungi; Ascomycota; Saitoellomycetes; Saitoellales; Saitoellaceae. Bases 14 to 754 code for a protein of 246 amino acids. The record is from RefSeq and is a predicted model, not a curated record. The transcript has a single exon.